AUGAGUGAGCGGACCACGAGCAACUGGAGCCCAGGCAGCUGGGUGCUAGCACUUUACCUGGCCUGGCUGUGGACAUGGCUGGCCUCUGCUUCCUUGCAGCCUCCCACAGCCACAGUCCUAGUAAAGCAGGGCACCUGUGAGGUGAUCUCCGCGCAUCGCUGCUGCAACCGGAACCGCAUCGAGGAGCGCUCCCAGACCGUCAAGUGUGCCUGCCUCUCUGGCCAGGUGGCGGGCACUACAAGGGCAAAGCCCUCCUGUGUGGACGCCGCCAUCGUCUUGCAGAAGUGGUGGUGUCAGAUGGAGCCCUGCCUGCUGGGGGAGGAGUGCAAGGUGCUCCCGGACCUGUCAGGGUGGAGCUGCAGCAGUGGACACAAGGUCAAAACCACCAAGGUAUUGAAGUCACACGAUAACCCUCGGGGUCAUGGCUUAGACAGGACAGUCUGGAUUGUCUUGAUUGUCUGGAUUGAAGAAUGGCUUCUGGUCACACCAGCCAGCAGAUAUUCAACAGCGUUUUGUGACCCUCGCGGGAUCACACAGGAUGGCGGGGAGAGGAGACUAGUGAGGUGUGAACAAGGCUACGCAGAGGCAAGGGUUCCGGCCUGGCUGGUGGUCCGAGGGGUCCUGGGCUUCAUGCCCCAAGCAGCCCAUGUCACCGCUGGCGCUUUCUCCCAGGAGACUGGGUGCAGCUGCGAGCUCAGCCAGCACGAACCUCGGUCGGUACUGGCGACGUCUCCAUUCGCUUUCUGA
Molecule: messenger RNA, 747 nt
Organism: Chionomys nivalis (European snow vole)
Lineage: Eukaryota; Metazoa; Chordata; Mammalia; Rodentia; Cricetidae
Gene: Tafa3
Product: TAFA chemokine like family member 3
Exons: 6
Coding region: 1-747 (248 amino acids)
Biological process (GO): negative regulation of microglial cell activation; neuroblast differentiation; regulation of neuroblast proliferation
Molecular function (GO): receptor ligand activity
Source: RefSeq, a predicted model, not a curated record